UAUAUAGACACUUAGUUCUUAUCUAAAUAGUUUGUAUUUAGUUUCUUAGUGAAUAACUGCAGAUUUAGCCCGUGGAGGCUCCUCUUUUAAGGAUGCCCAAUUACAGGAGCCUUGUGGUAACCGUUUGGGCACUAACUUUUGUCGCCGUUUCAAAAAGUGUACCCAUCGAACAAAAAGCAGUUGCCACACAAAAACAGACAGCACAGAAGAAAGUUGGCUACGACUAUAGCCCCGCUGAUGUAAGUGGUCCAGGAUACAACUAUGGUGCACCUCAAGUAGACCAAUCGUUUCAUCCGGGAGAUUAUCAAGGACAAGGAGGUUAUGACAAUUAUCAAAAUACUCAAUAUCAAACCGUUCAAGACGUACAUCAGGACGUUCAAGAACAUCAUCAUGACGUUCAUGUUCAUGAUGUCCAUCACGAAGAACACCACGAAGUUCACCACGACGAUCAUCAUCAUCACGAUCCUGGUUACUGGAAAAAGAAGGUAACGUGGAAGAAGGGAUGGAAAAAGGUUUGGAAAAAAGGUCAGAAGCAGGUUUGGAAACCGAAAUGGAAAAAAAUUUGGAAGCCGAUAUGGGUUCCGACGAAAAAACCGGCAUGGAAAGAGAUUCAAGUACCCGAUUGGAAAAAAAUUUGGAAGCCUGUAUGGAAACCCAUAAAAGUACCUGCUUGGAAGGAAAUCCAAGUACCAGAUUGGAAGAGGGUGUGGAAACCGGUAUGGAAGACAAUUCACGUUCCAGCUUGGAAAGAAAUUAAAGUCCCCGAUUGGAAGAAAAUAUGGAAACCAAUAUGGGUGGACAUACAAGUACCUGCAUGGAAAGAAAUUCAAGUACCAGCGUGGAAACAGCUAUGGAUUCCAGCUUGGGUUAAGGAACAUGUACCUGGAAAACAUCAUCUUGGAAAAGAUCACGAAGGUGCAGAAAUCAUAGCCCAUGAUAUAUGGAAGAAAAAAAUGAUCUGGAAACCGAUUUGGAAAAAAUAUUGGAAACCGGCACAGAAACAAAUUUGGAUAACGAAGAAAAAACUCGAAUGGAAAGAAGCUUGGAAACAGAUCUGGAAGCCAGCUAAGAAACAAAUUUGGGUACCAGACAAGAAAUUGGAAUGGAAAGAAGCGUGGAAACAAAUUUGGAGAACAGAAAAGAAGCAAAUUUGGGUAGAAGAUAAAAAGCUUGAAUGGAAAGAGGCUUGGAAACAAAUAUGGAGGACAGAAAAGAAGCAAAUUUGGGUUGCCGAUAAAAAACUUGAGUGGAAAGAGGCGUGGAAGCAAAUAUGGGUUCCGUACUGGAAAGACAUUUGGUUACCAGACUGGAAAGAAAUCUGGAAACCAGUUAUUAUUCAGGAAUGGUUCCCAACUCCAGAUCACCAUGAUCAUCAUCACAGAUAGAAUAAUAGACAAUGGUCAGACAAUACAACUUAAGGCAUGUACUUAUGUUUUAAAUAGAGAGUACAAAAUUUAGUCAAAUUUGGGAAAAGGCGGAAAGCUUUUGUAUGGAACAACUUCUAUUUGAUUUCUAUAAAAAGUUAUGGUAUUGUACAAAUAUGGAAUCAAAACGAUAUAAAUGCUUAAGAAAAUUCUGCAUAUGCAUGAUUUAUGAAAAUAUUAUUAAGUAUCUACAAAAAUGAAUAAGUAUACAAAAAUGUUUAUCACAAUACAAUACCUUGACACUUCAAGGUAAAUUGUCUGGCUUGAUCAACAAAAAUAACGUUUUCUCUCUUUUUCUGUGUUUAAAGGAAACAUGAGAGAUUAUAAUAGUACCUAUGUAUAAUAACUAAAAGAUAUUAAUAAAAUAUAUUUUAUUAAUAUACAUAGUUCGACAACUGGAUUCAGUUCACUUCGGGAUACACCACAGGGGGUCUAGGACAUUUCGGCGUCGCCGUUUCGGCGUGGC
Molecule: messenger RNA, 1890 nt
Organism: Diabrotica virgifera virgifera (western corn rootworm)
Lineage: Eukaryota; Metazoa; Arthropoda; Insecta; Coleoptera; Chrysomelidae
Exons: 3
Coding region: 93-1385 (430 amino acids)
Source: RefSeq, a predicted model, not a curated record